This is a messenger RNA of Mollisia scopiformis, 1502 nucleotides long. RefSeq lists its product as uncharacterized. The transcript is spliced from 5 exons. NCBI's taxonomy places the organism in Eukaryota, Fungi, Ascomycota, Leotiomycetes, Helotiales, Mollisiaceae. The record is from RefSeq and is a predicted model, not a curated record. Bases 301 to 1287 code for a protein of 328 amino acids.
CGAACCGCUGAUAUCUGGGGCUUACAAAAUCAACCUCGUGACGACGAAGAGAGACAGCUUUGGGUCCAAAGACUGCUAGAUGAAUUCCUUUUUCAACACUUCCAGGCGUUGGUUGAUCAACCAGACCUCCUUGACAGAGUCUAUUCACGUCGCCUCACCGGGAUCACCCUGAGGUAUCCAGCAGUCCCCCGAUUGGCAACGAAGUAGGUCGCACCAGAAUCUACGUACAUCAGUUCCAUAUCCCAGAAAUCGAACAAUGGAAGCAAUGGGAGAAGGCAAUCGUCACCACCAAGUGGUAUCAUGGAGGUCUUUUGGCCCUGGAUCGCAGACGUUUUAUCAGCCUAUGACACGGUCAUUCAGAAAAUUCCAAUUGGAUAUUUCAACUCGCCCACUGCGAACCUGGCAAUCGCCGGAUUGCAAACAGCAAGCGCGGCGGUCCCCAGACUAACGGCAAAUAGUCCUCUCCCAAAGGAUCUAGACCGCAGCUCGGUGAAGGAGUUUAUUCACGAGUCUUACAGACCAGUCCUACGAUGCCUGGAAGAUGUCUUGGAAGUUUUGGAAGAUUUGGCUAUGGAUACCAGAUCGAACGAGCCGUCUCCUCGUAAAUCGUGCAACGCCCUUCACAAGAUCUACCAACUGAAGCGGGCGACUCCAAGACUCACGGCUAUUUUGGCUUACUUGACUGACAAGAAGAAACAAGACGCCAUUAUAUGGGGUGCUUUUGCUGUGAGCGGUGUCGUUCUCGUUGGAGGAGCGGUUGCUGCGGUAUGUCUCUUGCCUGUUGCGGCACCAGUAGCAGGUGCUGGUGCCCUUGCUAGUACAUCUGCUGCUACUGGGGCUGCAGGAGCUACUGGAGCCGCGGCAGCUACUGGAACCGUGGCUGUUACUAGAGCCGUGGCUGCUAGUGGAGCUGUCAUAAUCGCCGCCGAAGCAGGAGGUGCAGCCGCAGCCGUGACAACAACAUCAGCUGUGGCUGCAUCAUCAGGAACUAUCAGUGCAUCGGCAAUGGCAGCCUCAGCAGUCGGUGGAGCAACAUUUGGGCACUCGGGUGUCAUGACGAUCUUUGCACUCCUCGAGCUCGCAGACUCAAGAAAUAUUCAAUUUAUCAAUACGGGUAUCAACAGGAUCCUCGAAGAGACGCUCUACUACGUCGCCUUAUGUUUCAUGAGGUCCAACGGCAUUGCUAACCCAUGCGAUGCAGACGAUCUCGAAGGUACGUUGAAGAAGUUGUAUGGACGCCGGCCGAAGAAUUCGCAGCAAGUAUAUCGAGCCGUCGUUUUUGCAUAAACUCGUAAGCGAGAUGGCACGUGAAUUCAAGGAAGUCACGGAGGGUCUACAGAAAUUUGGAUUUCGUUUGGAACGCUUGGAAUGGGAGCCGCAGGUACUGAUUACGGAGGCCAAGAGUGUCACGGUGUUUUGAUGACUGUUUAUAUGAAAGACACGACCUUGAUACUCUAGACUUGGGAAUAUUUAGGAUGCAUUUUGUACAAAAUAUAAAGGGA